GCAAGGCUCUUCCUCCCAUUUCAUGCACAAAAUAACUUUCCUUAUUGAGCAAGUUGGGGGGGAAAUUAAGAAGCAUGCAUGCAAACAUGCAUGGCAGCACAUUAGAUGCUGCAAUGAGAUCUGUCAAAUAAGACGCCUGCAGCUGAACUUUUAACAAGCUUGGAGGGACAGCGAGACAGAAGAAUUAUGGACUUGUUUGCGGCAAACGAGACGUUCUCAGAGUGUGCAGGAACGCAUACUUUUGCAGCCCAGAACGGGAGCUCGGAGACGUCCAACCUGAGCUGCAGCAACAUCUCCACGCCGCUCACACCUCGCAGUGUGCGACCAGCGGAUGAUAACCACACACUGAGGAUCCUUCUGUACGCCCUCAUCUUCUUCCUAAGCGUGUUUGGGAACCUGCUGAUCAUCCUGGUUCUGACGGCCAACAAGCGCAUGCGGACAGUCACCAACACCUUCCUGCUGUCGCUGGCCGUCAGUGACCUGAUGAUGGCGGUCUUCUGCAUGCCCUUCACCCUCAUCCCCAACAUCCUCAAGGAUUUCAUCUUCGGCGCCCUCAUGUGCAAGAUAGUGACCUAUCUGAUGGGUAUAUCAGUGAGCAUCUCUACGUUCAGCCUGGUCGCCAUAGCGAUUGAGCGCUACAGCGCCAUAUGUAACCCACUGAAGUCAAGGGUGUGGCAGACACGCUCACAUGCUUACCGGGUGAUUGCGGCGACAUGGCUGCUGGCUCUCUUCAUCAUGAUCCCGUAUCCAGUGGUCAGUCAUCUGGACUCCUUUCAGCGACCCGACAACACCACCGCCCACCAGUGUCGCUGCAAGUGGCCUGUCAUCAUGGCCGAGCAGACCUGGUACAUUCUGCUGCUGCUUUUGCUGUUUGCCAUUCCGGGGGUGGUGAUGAGUGUGGCCUAUGGACUCAUCUCCAGGGAACUUUAUCGAGGGAUCCAGUUUGAGAUGGGACACAAAAAAGACUCUACAGACGUGAAGAAUGGCUUAACGUCAGCAAUGACCAAUGGCAACGACGAUGGAGAUGGCUGCUAUGUCAAUGCCCAACGUCCCUACGGGCUGGAAAUGUCCGCCAUGACUGCCUCUGUCAAGACUCCCAAGGCGGACCGACCACGAAGCAACACAUCAGGGGCAAAGCUCGAGGCAAAGAAGCGAGUUAUCCGCAUGCUGGUGGUGAUCGUGGUCCUGUUCUUUCUGUGUUGGAUGCCGCUGUACUGUGCCAACACGUGGCGAGCUUUCGAUGGCAAAUCUGCCAAACAAGCCCUCUCUGGAACGCCUAUUGCUUUUAUCCAUUUGCUCAGCUACACCUCUGCUUGUGUCAACCCCAUCAUCUACUGUUUCAUGAACACCCGUUUCCGAAAGGCUCUGCUUGCCACAUUUUCCUGUUGCUUCGCCCCUUGCCGUCACCAUCGCCGCCGCCGUCACGGGCUUCGGGACAACGAGGACGACGCUACGGCCAUGGGACCCUCCAUGUCCAAGUUCAGUUACACUACAGUCAGCACUAUGGGAACUUGCUGAGGCUGAUCGAGGUGGUUCCAGCACAGAUCAUCUAUUGUGUUUAGACAAAGGGAUGGAAUUUGCCGUGAUGUAGCACUAGCAGCAUAGAAUAGCUGUUUUUACAUUGUAAAUACCUUCAUUUCUAUAUACAAACACACCAAGACCAUCAAAUGUUGCUUAACUUGCAUUUUGUAACUGGAUUUGCAU
Nerophis lumbriciformis (worm pipefish) is the source of this 1704-nucleotide messenger RNA. The record is from RefSeq and is a predicted model, not a curated record. Lineage: Eukaryota; Metazoa; Chordata; Actinopteri; Syngnathiformes; Syngnathidae.